AUGACUCUGGACGAGAAGGAGUGGGACAGAACCCUUAGAUUGCAUAACGAGCAUUUCGGUGUUGACGAUGAGCAACCGACUUCGACGAAUCAUGUGACCUCAAGAAGACUGGCAUACCUGAACGAAGUCAAGACUAACCCAUUAUUUGGGGCAGAAGUGCUGAGGCAGACGAUCGACGACAAUGGCGAUCAAGAUUCAGGCUCCAAAGUAAACUCCUCCGAAGUUUUGAAACAGUAUGCCCUGCUUGCCCGGGUUCUGGAACCUGGCAUCGAGGACCAGAGGCUAUUUUUGAACGUCAAUACUCCAUGGUCGGCUUUCCUUUGUGGCUCCCAGGGGAGCGGGAAAAGCUACACUUUGUCCUGUAUGCUGGAAUCGAGCCUUAAAGCUUCCCCACUUGGUCGUUUGGAGAAACCACUUGCAGGCUUAGUCUUCCAUUACGAUACUCAAGGAUCAGUUGGAAGCAAACAAAUCUGUGAAGCCGCGUUUCUGGCAUCAAAAGGCAUUCCGGUCAAAGUUCUUGUUGCACCAUGGAAUUUCGAAUCUAUGCGAAAGGCUUACACUAACUUGAAGAACGUGCCCACACAACCAGAAGUAACGGCCUUUUGCCUUCGCGAAGAGCACCUAAAUGUUGGACGAAUGAUGAGACUUAUGGCAUGUGAGGGAGAAUCGAAGAAUACUCUGUAUAUGCAGACGGUGAACAUGAUUCUUCGGUCACUCGCGUUGCAAAAUCCUCACAUGGCUGGACUCAAGUACCAAGAGUUCAAAGAGCGGAUUCACAAUGAGAACUUCAGUGCUCAACAACAAGGCCUGGUCGAUCAACGACUGAGCCUGCUUGAAAGCUUUUUGUAUCUCCCUGGUAAGUCGACGGUAGAGACUUUGACGUUUAGCAAAGGGAGUGGUGACGAGAGGAAGAGACAAGCCGCUAGGGAUAAAGAGAAGCGGACAAAUCGAUCAAUACUCAAUACUAUGUUUUCUCCCCAUGCCUGGUCAUUCGAACCAGGAAGCCUCACGAUUGUGGACCUGAGCUGUCCCUUCGUUGAUCAAGAUCUAGCGUGUGACCUGUAUAACAUUGCUAUGGACCUCUUCCUGGCCAGGCGCGGAACAAGUAACCUGAUAAUUGCUUUAGAUGAAGCGCACAAGUUCCUUACUGGUAGCGAGGCUGGCAACGCCUUUACUGAGAGCAUGCUCUCUGUUAUCCGCCAACAACGUCAUUUGGGAACGAGUGUGAUCAUCGCAACUCAAGAACCCACCAUUGCGCCUUCAUUGCUAGAUCUAUGCUCUAUGACCAUUGUUCAUAGGUUCACGUCCCCAAAUUGGCUCAAAGCGCUAGAAAGCCAUCUGGCUGGAAUGACAGGGGCGACCGAAGGGGAAAAAGGCGCGCUUGGCAAUAUCUUCAAUCGUAUUGUGGAGCUGGAUGUUGGACAUGCGCUCUUGUUCUCACCCACGUUGAUGCUCACGGUGAUAAAGUCGAAAGGUGGAAACAAGAAGGCUUCGAGACUUGGAACUCGUCACUUGAAAAUCCAAGUACGCAAAAGGUUGACAGCAGAUGGUGGUGUCGGUUUCGACCUCCUCGUGCUUCGUCUGGUAGUUGUCGGCUUGCUCCUCCGCCAAAUCCUGAGCCAUGACGGCAGGCCGGACGGUGAAAGCAAGAAGGAAAUGCGUAUAGAAGCUCCGAUGUAUACAAAACCCAAGUUUCCCCAAUCAAUGCCGUUCCAAUUGCUCACAUCCCAGUAG
Messenger RNA from Bacidia gigantensis, 1734 nucleotides. RefSeq lists its product as uncharacterized. The record is from RefSeq and is a predicted model, not a curated record. The transcript has 4 exons. Lineage: Eukaryota; Fungi; Ascomycota; Lecanoromycetes; Lecanorales; Ramalinaceae. Bases 1 to 1734 code for a protein of 577 amino acids.